UAAACUAGGAUUGAGUUGAGAGAGUUGCAAAGUCGUUACUUCGCGAUGUACAGUUAAUACAGCGACGCUUCUUGCCUUUUGUUGGUUAUUUUUGCCUAACGGACUUUUACUACUUUUAAUUAUCAAAACAUUGGCUACGUUGGCAGUUAUGACUUUAAACUGCCAAGCAGCCGUCCAAGGACGAGGGCAGCGUGGUGCGUUCAGGGACUAGCUGGCCGACUGGAGCGCCUGUGAACGGCUGCUCCAGCUGCUGGGAUGCUACGGAAGAGCAGCAGCAGCAGCAGUGCUGGAGGUGGAAGUGGGACAAAGCACAUCCAACAGCUGCCACGGCACCACUCCAAACCACACCCAGAAUCUCUAUCCCCUGGAUCUGCCAAGGCCUGGGCCACUAUGGGUCGUGCCACCAGGAACCCCAGCCCUCUGAGCAGCAUGUGGCUGUCAUCCCGCUUGAUGGGAUCCCCUGGUGUGGACCCAGACUAUGUCAUGCAGCUGGUGAAUGAUGUGCGGUGGUUUGCUGAUGUGCUGAUCAGACUCAAGGAUGCUUUUCAGCAGCAAGAUAACAUGGAAGGGCUUCAGGAGGUGGUAAAGGAACGUUUAGCUGAGUUAAUUCGUGUCCUCAAGACGGUAAUUAGCAAACACCAGACCCUCAACUCUGUGGACAUCCUUGGAGCAGCUGGCAUGGUCAUUGCUAAAGUCAAAGGCAUUAACUUCGAGGAAGUGAACCCUGAAAACAAACAAGCAUUCGGCGAGAUACACACAUCCAUUGACAUUUUGGCAUUCACGUUCGGCAAUGUAGUUUCUGACUUCCUUAUGGGAGAUGUGGACAGCAGCUCAGGGUUGGGGAACCCCCAGACCAGGAGAAGCAGAUCCUUUGACAACCUCUCUGUGGAUCCUGAAGGGUAUGUUCCAGAGAGAAGUAAUCUUGUGGGUCCAGAGGUGCCACUGUCAAGAGAGGAAGAAGUCGACUUGACCCUGCUGAAGAACGACAGUGGGGUAGAGUCUGCUCUUCUUUAUGCAAAGGCCUGGUCCAAGUACAUCAAAGAUCUUCUGGGAUGGAUGGAAAAACGAGUAGUUAUGGACAUCGAGAAUUCUAAAAGCUGUGCCAAACUGGCUGAAUCUGCAAAGACCUUGGCCAGUCAACAGGACUUCAUGCCAUUUAGUGAUAUCUACAUUUCCACAUUCAAGAAGGACAUAGAAUACAACCAGCUCAUUAUUCAGACUGCAGUCGCUCUUCAAACCAAUAAAUUCAUACAGCCUCUUUUGGCUCGUAAGAACGAACUGGACAAGUUGAGGAAAGACCUCAAGGAGCAAUGGCAGAGAGAGCAAAAGAAAAUGCAAGAGGCUGACACAACCCUGCGGAAGGCACGAGCGCUGAACACACAGAGGAGAGAGGAGUACCAGAAAGUCCACUCGUCUAAAAGCCGCUCCCAGGAGGAGCAGCCGAACGCUGGCAAUAAGCAGAUGGAGAAGAAGAGGAAGCUCCAGGAGGAGGCUUUGCAGAAGGUUGAAGAGGCCCAAGACCAGUACCAGAACUGUUUGGCUGACGCUGGCGUCAGAAAAAUGGAUCUGGCCAACGCUAAGAGAACGAUCCUCUCGCAGAUCCGAGAGAUGGUCUUCCAGUGUGACCUCACACUCAAAGCUGUCACAGUAAACUGGUUUCAGAUGCAGCAAGCGCAGUCUGUUGCACUCCCUGCCCACUUCCAGGCCCUGAGUGAAAAUGCCAAGCUGUAUGAACCAGGAGGGUGCUACGCCGAGUUUGUUCGGAACCUGCCCAAACAUCUGCCUAAAGAGCACCUUCAGCCAGACUCCGUUUCUGACAUUUCCAGGUUUGCGUUCAGCAAGAGGUCGCAGGGCAGCACUCAUUCCUCUCAUGGAAACCUGUCGCAGGAAUCCGUCGCCUCCUGUGAUGACAUGGACCGGCCCGCGCACAUCAGCAAAAGCAGUAGCAGCACAGACAUACGUGCGCCGAGGAGCCAGGCCCCGCUGAGAGCCUGGGCCUCCAGCAGCCAGGGCAGCCAGGGCGGGAUGUGCAGCGACUCGGAGAGCGCUGGAGGCAGCAGCGAGUCCAGGUCCAUGGACUCUCCCACAGCCAGCCCAGGUGACUUUAAGCGUCGGCUGCCCAGAACUCCUUCUACUGGUACCAUGUCUUCAGCUGACGAUCUGGAUGAGAGGGAGCCCUUUACUCCCUUAGACAAUGGUCUAGCAGAGAUGGUGAUAGAGACGGCGAGCUCUCCUGGCCCGUUCCGAAAUGCUCAAAUGUCAAAAGCGGCUCAAACCCACAAGUUAAGGAAACUGCGAGCUCCUUCUAAGUGCAGAGAGUGCGACAGUCUGGUUGUUUUCCAUGGAGCUGAAUGUGAAGAGUGCUCCUUGGCCUGUCAUAAAAAGUGUCUGGAGACACUUGCUAUCCAGUGUGGUCACAAAAAGCUGCAAGGCCGGCUGCAGCUGUUUGGUAUCGACUUUGCUCAGGCAGCAAAAAACAGCCCAGAUGGGAUCCCUUUCAUAAUCAAGAAGUGCACGUCUGAAAUCGAGAGUCGAGCUCUCAACAUCAAGGGGAUUUACCGUGUGAACGGUGCCAAAUCACGGGUUGAAAAGCUCUGUCAGGCUUUUGAAAAUGGGAAGGACUUGGUCGAACUGUCUGAACUCUCACCCCAUGACAUCAGCAAUGUUCUCAAGCUCUACCUGAGACAGUUACCCGAGCCGCUUUUCUUGUAUCGAUUCUACAACAACUUCAUCGGCUUGGCAAAAGAGUGCCAGCGGGUGAUCGUGGAGGAGGCUGAUAAAUGUCAGAACAACCAGAUUAAAGACAAAUUUAAACCGAGCACCCGGAUGAAUGCAGUCAUCUUCAAGAUCAGAGACCUUCUCCGUCAGCUGCCCGCAGCCAACUACAGGACCCUACGACACCUUCUCGCUCAUCUGAACAAAGUUACUGAAGAGGCCGAAGAGAACAAAAUGACAGCAAGUAACCUGGGUAUUAUCUUUGGCCCGACGCUGGUGAAGCCACGGCAGAUAGACGCAGACGUGUCCCUGUCCUCCCUGGUGGAUUAUCCCUUCCAGGCACUGAUGGUUGAGCUGCUGGUGCGACACUUCCACACCAUCUUCCAUGAAGCUCCCAUGACUGGUCCUGAAAUUGCUCCCAGUGGCCAAGCGUCCCCCAGACUGACCCCCCAGGAGAAAGUGCGGCAGCUCAGCAGACACUCCAUGUCCCUGAUGGACAUCAAAGAGAGUUCCAAAGUGUACAAAAGAUAUUCGUCGGUAAUCCCGUCAUCGCACAUUCUGGAUGAGGUGCAGGAGGCCCAGCCUAGAAAAGACAAAAUUCUCAUCUCGGCCUCGGACCAAGUCAACGGGGUGCAGGCUUCAGGUGGGGCAGAAGCUCAGAAGUCGGCCUCGAGUUUCUCUGCCGCCACGUCAGCACCAAAGGUCCAGCUGCGCAACCAGCGUGUUCGACAGAUGUCCCGACCGAUCAGCAUGCCGCUGGAUCGCCUGCCCGCCCCGGCUCAGAUCAGCGAGAGGAACAACUGGAACACAUCGGACAGCGUUGAUGGAAGCCCUUCUCAGCGGGACACUGAAACUAUACAGGAGAUGCCAGAGCCUGAGAAGACUCGCCAGAGCGGCUCGUCCAGAGUGAGCACCUAUUACAUCACGCCUUUUAUUGACACACAGACGAUGCAAAGGAGGACAUGGGACAAGAAGUACAAGCACUAUCAAGUGACACCCAGAACUGCUAUGAUAGUUGCCAACCUGCCCCCUUCUGGCUCUGGAUUGCAGCCUGUAAAGACAACCGUGUCGGUCACCGUCUCCCCAACUACAAGCACUGCGUCCGUUGUCUCCACCACGAGCAGUGUGAGCACCAUAUUCUCCAGCAAUGUCGGCACCGUGUCAGACAAGCCGGUCAGGACUUUCUUAAGGGAAAAGAGCUCAGAGGAUUCAGCUAAUGAGUCCACCAGCUCACCGAAGCUUCCGCUAACACUCAGGGCACCACGGACUCUUCAACCCCCUCCUGGAACGUUCUACAAACCUCCAGUUUCUAACAACUGCAAAGCUUGGACUCUUCCGACCUGGACUAGCACUACAGUCUCCCCCUCGUCACUCAGUCCCACCAACUCUGCCCUGUCCCUACCCUCUUCUCCUGGCCUCACACAGGCACGUCACCAGACACAGGAUUCUACAGACAGCGCUAUCGACCCCGGGGUCUCGACCUCCCCUACCAUUUCACCCCCUCAGUCUCCUCCCCCGAGCAGCCCUGACGACCUCAGCCCUGUUGAGGCUAAACCCAGACUGCGACCUCGGCAUCUGGAGGAGCACGAACACAGAGAAGCUCAUUUUGUCUGACAGCAUAAACCAAACCUGUAAAUACGAGUUCAUCUUUAGCAACAUGUUUAUCAGCAAGCAAACGUUGGGAGAAGAUGCAGGCGUGUGAAAACGAACAACAGAAGUGUUCUAGGUUCUAAUGGGUUCUGUUUUACAACAUAAAGUCUCGGCGCCAACACGAGUUAGUAAUGCAGUUUUAGAAGAAAAAAUCAUCGGAAGCCAUUAUGACUGUUUACUGUUAUAUUAAACACGGUUACAAAAGUAUGGUUUUUAUAUGACAGAAUAUUUGCCAACAAAA
Molecule: messenger RNA, 4606 nt
Organism: Nematolebias whitei (Rio pearlfish)
Lineage: Eukaryota; Metazoa; Chordata; Actinopteri; Cyprinodontiformes; Rivulidae
Product: rho GTPase-activating protein 29
Exons: 22
Coding region: 256-4329 (1357 amino acids)
Biological process (GO): activation of GTPase activity; signal transduction
Cellular component (GO): cytoplasm
Molecular function (GO): GTPase activator activity
Source: RefSeq, a predicted model, not a curated record